Molecule: messenger RNA, 1830 nt
Organism: Penaeus indicus
Lineage: Eukaryota; Metazoa; Arthropoda; Malacostraca; Decapoda; Penaeidae
Product: cytochrome P450 3A11-like
Exons: 10
Coding region: 120-1661 (513 amino acids)
Molecular function (GO): oxidoreductase activity, acting on paired donors, with incorporation or reduction of molecular oxygen; iron ion binding; monooxygenase activity
Source: RefSeq, a predicted model, not a curated record
GACGAAACGGCACCUUUCACCACACAAGGAAAGCUGGAGAUUCGUUAACGUCUCUGGCUUCCUAAGAACAAGUGUUUUUUCCUUGUAUUUUUCCAGAUAUUUCUGCUGUUUUCGCCAGAAUGCUUUUAGAGGUAGUCUUGCUACUCGUGAGCUUGUCCGCGUGCCUGUGGGCGUGGGGCAAGUGGUGCCACGGACACUGGGCACGGCUAGGGGUGCCCUCGCCGCCCGCCCGCCCCUUCACCGGCCACUUGCACCAAGUGUUCUCCUCGACGAAGCCGGUGUGGGCGUGGCGGAAUGAGGCCUACCUUCGCCACGGCGGCCAACGCGUCUGCGGCCUCUACAACUUCCUCACGCCGCAGCUCCUCGUGGGCGACCCGGAGCUCCUCAAGGGCAUCCUCGUCAGGGACUUCGAUCACUUCAUGGACCGGAGGCAUCUCGACCUCGCUGGACCCGAAGACCAGCUGUGGAAUGACAUGUUAAACAACGCGACUGGAGACCGAUGGAAGCGUAUCCGUGCCGCUGUGACCCCCGCUUUCACUUCAAGUCGACUUAAGGGCAUGUUCCCUCUCGUGGCCGAAAAAGCUCGCGUUUUAAACCAAGUCACGAGGUCCUUGGCGAAGAAGGGGGAGAAGGUGGAAAUGAAGGGUCUGCUCGGUCGCUUCAGCAUGGACGCAACGGCCUCCUGUGGCUUCGGGAUGGAAUGUGACUCCCUGAACAGCAAGGAUAGCGAAUUCUGCAGGAUAGCGGCAAUUAUUUUCAACCCAACAAUGUGGCGUAUUAUGAAGUUAACAAGCUUCUACAUCGCGCCCCGACUGUGCCGUGCUUUGGGUAUGAGAGCGACUAGCGAGGGUCUGAUGUACUUUGCUAAGGUUGUGGCGGCAACGCUCAACAACCGCCAAGAGACAGGAGAAAACCGCGGGGAUUUUCUCGAUCUUAUGAUCGAAUCGAGAAAGAUUUCUGAUGAGACGAACCCUGGGAACCGCAAGCAUGCUCUCGACGACAUAACAGUCGUGUCUCAAGCCGUGGUUUUCCUGCUGUCUGGCUACGACAACAACGCCACGACCCUCGCCUUCUGCUGCUACUUCCUCGCCAAACACCCUCACUUGCAGGAGAAGGCCAGGGAGGAAGUCCUACGCCUUCAGCGCCUCCACCAGGGCGAAGACGACGAAGGAGAUCUCUCUUACGAAGCCGUAGCCGAAGCUAAGUUCCUGGAUGCUUGCGUGUCCGAAACGUUGCGCUUCUAUCCCAUCGAAACUGCAUUUAACCGACAGUGUGUGAAGGACUACAUGUUGGGUGACACAGGCCUGGCGGUGAAGAAGGGAACGGUGGUGGAGAUUCCCGUGUGGUCGCUGCACCGGGACCCACAGUACUGGAAGGACCCCGAAGUAUUUAGGCCAGAGCGCUUCUUGCCGGAGAACAAGCAUGAGAUCACUCCUUAUACUUACCUCCCCUUCGGUGCCGGCCCUAGGAACUGCAUUGGUCAGCGUUUCAGUUACAUGGUAAUCAAGACCGCAUUGGCCUCCCUCCUGAAGGCGGUGGUCAUGGCUCCUGCAGCGGGCCACGAAGGACCUCCGGAACUCGCCAUCAGCCCCGUGAUUCUCAGGCCAAAGAACGGGGUUUACCUGACCUUCAAACCCAUCACAGGCGCUGAGGGAGAUUAGGCAGGAUGCGUGUUAUUUCCUUUCAAUUUUUUAUGAUUUUCUGUUGGAAAGAUGUUAUUAUCACUUGUUCACUUGAUUUUUUAAUUCAUUUUUUUGCACAGCUGAUGGAAAUCUUCCGAGUCCACUCAGCAGCAAGUGAUUGAAUAAAUAAAGAUUGAUAAUGAAUAUA